Messenger RNA from Drosophila mojavensis, 1292 nucleotides. Its product is annotated as protein TIPIN homolog. The coding region runs from base 117 to 1001 and encodes 294 amino acids. The transcript has a single exon. Gene Ontology annotation, biological process: DNA replication checkpoint signaling; DNA damage response; replication fork arrest. Gene Ontology annotation, molecular function: DNA binding. Lineage: Eukaryota; Metazoa; Arthropoda; Insecta; Diptera; Drosophilidae. The record is from RefSeq and is a predicted model, not a curated record. Gene Ontology annotation, cellular component: nucleus; replication fork protection complex.
GAGACGUGUUUAGUUUUAAUGUGAAUGUCAACGGCAAGAAGCAGAAAAAUGGCGCUAAACUAGCUUCUUGAUUUGCAGCAGCCGAGUGGUAGAUUUGUAGACUUUAAUGCAUCUCAAUGGCAUCCAUAUUUGGUGAGGAUGGGGUUGACGACCUGUUCAAUGACAAUAUUGGCAUCGAAAACGAUCAGUUACCAAGUGAUGGCGAGCCAGAUGAAGGCGAAAAACUGUUUGGCGACGAUGAUGAAGAUGCAGCAAAUGAAGCUGGCGAAGGAGAACAAAAAGCCGUUAAGGUGGAACCCAAGAAACGCGCUGUACGGAAUCCACGUCCACGAUUGACAGUGGAUACGCUACGUGGCCCACGUGGCCUGCACACGAUAGAAAACUAUUUCAAAGACAUAAAAUUUAAAGGCAAGGGCUACGAGAAAGAUGAUUUGAAUGAGGUCCUGCGGCGCCUGCAACAUUGGGGUCAUCGGAUGUAUCCGAAUUACACUUUCGACGAUAUAUUAAACAAUAUCGAACGUCUGGGCAAGAAGAAGCCAUUGCAGGUGCAUAUGACACGCUAUCGAUUGGGUCAGCUGGAGGAGUUAGCUGAACAGAAUAUUGAACUGCAGAACGAUGCUAAUGAUCAGGAGAAUGAUGAUUAUGGCGAGCCAUUUGAUGAAUUUGAUGCCUUGCUGGGCGAACAAAUCGCCAUGUCCAAAUUAGCACCUCGGACACCGGCAAUCAAUCGCAAUCUAUCCACUACGAGCAGCACACUGGUGACACCUUCAUUCUCACGUAAUGCUAUCGUAUCCACGCCAUAUACAGGAGCUGGUCCUACGAUAGCUACUGAUGAUAGCAUCCAUGAUUAUGGUCAACCGCUGCCGUUAUCUCAACCAGCAACCCCUGCAACAAAAAGAGCACAGCUGUCCGCCGAGCAAAUGGCGCGCAUUGCAGAAAAUCGUCGAAUGGCACAGGAAAAAUUGCGAGCCAAGCAAGCGGAGGCCAAUGCCGACAAAUAGCUUAAUUUAAGUAGAAUUAUUUUUGUUGUAUUGUUAGGUGAGCAUACGUAAAGAAAUAAAUUAAGAUUCCAGUACAAAUAUGCAGUAGUCGUUUCCUAUAUACAUAUGUUUAUAGAUUCCCCAGAAUAUUACUAUACCAGUGUAUAUACACAUAUGUACAUAUAUAAACAACAAUUUUGCAUAGAAUUAAUACAAAGAAUUGAUUUAUAAUUUUAUUUAUUUUCUUUCCUUAAGCAAACUAAUAAGAUAUAAAUUAAUAUUCGUAAAUAAAGAUUUUCCAGUCGUUUCCUA